Messenger RNA from Caenorhabditis sp. 36 PRJEB53466, 634 nucleotides. The record is from the annotation of a GenBank genome assembly. NCBI's taxonomy places the organism in Eukaryota, Metazoa, Nematoda, Chromadorea, Rhabditida, Rhabditidae.
AUGCUUGGCUUUUCAGGGUGGGAUCGCGGGAAUUGCUUCCUUGUCGUUUUGUGCUUCCAGCUGGUUGAAUACGUAAGAUUGAAUAUAAAUUUAUUUGGAUUCCCAUUCUUUGACUUCAGACUAACAGUUUUAAUAUCCAUUAUCAGUGGCUCCAUGUCAUCAUCUUUAUAAUAUUAAAGUCUGACCGUUUGCAAUAGUAAUCACUCUUCUAGUUCUAAAAAAGUGGCUCGAUAUUAUCGUUACACUAAGUUUAGAAAAAUUGAGCAAAUGGACAAUCAAAUGGAAGAAUUGACUAGUAUAGCUGUCGCAGGAGAAGUCUCGAACACAAAUGAAAGGGGACCAACGGAUAAGUUCCGGCUUGUUUUUUCAAUCAUUCUACUGAAUGGAAUCGGCGUGUUGCUUCCUUGGAACAUGUUCAUUACAAUUGCUCCACAAGUGCGGUUCCGCGGAUUUCAUUCCUCUUAAAAACUAUUUCAGUAUUACGUUGAUUAUUGGUUUACGGUGAACGGAACUAAAACCGGGUACGCGGAUAACUUUAUGUCGGCAAUGGGAAUUGUAGCUCAAGUACCUAACUUAAUUGUUGCUGUUAUCAAUGUUCUGAAUAUCAUUCAAGGACCUCUUUUAUACAGAAUAA